Molecule: messenger RNA, 2664 nt
Organism: Ciona intestinalis (vase tunicate)
Lineage: Eukaryota; Metazoa; Chordata; Ascidiacea; Phlebobranchia; Cionidae
Source: RefSeq, a predicted model, not a curated record
CGGUCUUUGAGGACGUUGUUUGGCGAGUUACGUCAUUAUCACACUGUGCGCAUGCGCUGAUGGUAGUCGGAAUUCCAUCUUUCGUUUCUGUCAUAGUUGGCAUACCUGCUCCGGCGCGCUGUCGUAGGACAACCGAAAAAACAGCGAAUUAGUCGUCAAGUUAUCAGUGAAUGCGACGAAAUUGAUUAAUUUUCACUCCAGGAGAAGUUUGUGAACGGCUGAAGGGCAAAAGAUCAGACCUAGCCAGAUCUCCAAUCAAAAGAUUAACUACACAUUUUCAACUUCAAGUUUUAGGCCCAAACAAAAAAGAUUGCAUCCAUUUUAAAUUGUGUGUUACCCCAACCAAUCACCAUCAAUCCACACAACCAUCAUCCUGAUUUAUCAGCGGGCGAAAUUGCCAGCAUAGUGUCGCUACACCAACCUAAUACAUCGGUGACGGAUCCCUAAGCGUCACCAUUCCCCCUGUAGCCACCACCCCGGGCCUGAUGGGGGGCCCUGGGUCGAGUUCAGGGGGCCCGUCACCCAGCAGUGAUGACAUGAACAUGCAGAAAGGUGAUGUUAUGGACAACGAAGCCGAAGGCGUUUGGAGUCCUGAUAUAGAACAGAGUUUUCAUGAAGCGCUUGCUAUAUACCCUCCAUGCGGUAGAAGAAAAAUUAUACUUUCUGACGAAGGAAAAAUGUAUGGUCGAAAUGAACUGAUAGCUCGUUACAUAAAACUGAGAACCGGGAAGACAAGAACCCGAAAACAGGUUUCCAGUCACAUACAAGUUUUGGCCCGAAGAAAAUCAAGGGAAAUGCAAUCUCAAUUCAAGGCGACUAAAGACAAAGUGUUACAAAGUAUGGCAUCUAUGUCUUCCGCACAGAUCGUGUCGGCAGGGGCGCUACAGAGCAAUAAUAUGGAACUUGCACCCAGGCCGCCUUACACUAAGCCGUUCUGGCGAGGACUUGUUGGUCAACCUGACGCAGAUAUCAAGCCCUUCAGCAACCCCCCAUACGCCCUUCAAGCACCUGGUUCUGCCCUUGUAGGAAGCAGUCUUCCAACUUCGAACGUUAGUAUACCGGCAUCGAGGCCUGGACAAACCAUAAGUUCAGGUUUUAUAAACCAAGCUGGCAGCAUUGGCCCAGCUUGGGAGGAUCGUCAGAUAGCGAGUAAGAAACUUCGCCUGGUCGACUUUUCCGCUUUCCUGGAACAGCAGGGGGACUUAGAGAAUUACUCAAAGCAUCUGUUUGUCCACAUCGAUCAGUCCAACCCAUCCUACAACGACCCGUUGCUCGAGUCUGUUGAUAUUCGACAGAUUUACGACAAGUUUCCGGAACCGAAAGGGGGUUUACGUGAAUUGUAUGAAAAGGGACCGAAAGAAGCGUUUUUCCUUGUCAAGUUUUGGGCCGAUUUGAAUGUGAACAUAGCUGACGACAAUGGUGCAUUCUAUGCUGUCACCAACCAGUUUGAAAGCACUGAAAACAUGACAAUAACUUGUUCAACCAAAGUCUGUUCAUUCGGCAAGCAAGUUGUCGAAAAAGUUGAGACGGAGUUUGCUCGUUUCGAAAACGAUCGUUUUACGUAUCGCAUCAACCGAUCCCCUAUGUGCGAAUAUAUGAUCAACUUCAUUUUGAAGCUCAAACAUUUGCCCGAAAAGUACAUGAUGAACAGUGUGCUUGAAAACUUCACAAUUUUGCAGGUUAUUAGCAACCGAGACACGCAAGAGACUUUACUCUGUCUAGCUUUUGUUUUCGAAGUGUCCACGUCAGAGCAUGGGGCACAACAUCACAUAUACCACCUUGUGAAAGACUGAGCUGAAUAUCGCCACCCAGCAGUUCAACUCCAGGUCACAAUCGACCGCUGUGCGGCGCCCGUGCACCACGCGGAUCACUUGACCUAUCCUUUUCUUAACAGCCAAUAAUAAAAUCCGAGAAUUCGGUAUCCCGUCCCGGGAGUUAUAUGUUUUUGCAAGAGGCGUGCCUUUUUCAUUCAUCAGGGUCCUGUCCCCUUGGUUUUUAAACGGUGACGUCACAGCGCCUCACCCCUAUAUAUGCAAUCAUAUUGUGUCGUGAAAGAGGUGCCUGUUACGGUAUAAAUGUAACCGCGUCAAUCCGCUUUCUUGCUUUUCGGUUCACGGCGCUAUAAGCACGAUUUUUUUCACCGAGGCUGUCUUGGUACACAUUCUCGUACAGUUUUCAGUUUAAAAGACACUCCCAGCGCAAAGGGGCCAUUGCCACAAUGGAGCUUUUUCUAUAAGACGAAAUAGAACAACUGAAAACUUCUUCGAUUUUCUCGAAUUUUCGAAGAGCCUCGCUGUGGUUUCAGUAAGUCCACUUGCAUUUUUAUUAAUACCAAGAACACUAUCGUUGUUUCACUUUUUCUGCGUUUUUGUUCCAGAUCUUAUUCGUUAUUUUGCGCUGUUUUCUUUUCACUUUGGCGACCCGUUUAGAUGAUUUUAAGUGUAAUGCUAUAUGUUUAUAUUUUAAUUUUAAAUUUUGUAAUUGUGUUGCAUUUUUACGGUCGCCAUUUGCUUUUACCUUUUCGGUACUAACACGCUUUUACCGUUGCGGCCACUAAAGUUUCAAAUGUGUGACGUCACACUGGUGACGUCAUCCCUUUAUUUCCAUUUCUCUUCGUGUACGGUACGCGCGUGUUUGCGCAAAUACACCCAAACUCACAAUGCA